AUGUCUGUCUUGGGCGAAACCCAAGAUACAAAUCCAGAGGCUGUCAACCUCGACCUCGUCGAAGAUAUGGUGCGCAGUCAGCUCAUCGAACUCGACGUUUUUGGUCAAAGAGCAUUCAGACAUGAGUGGCUGAAGCAAGGAGUGUAUAACACUAAAGCGCGGACACUCGGACGACUCUGCAACCUUGUAAGGUAUUUUACUGUCACGCGAUCGACAUUCUUGCGGGUAUGGGUGCAGUUACUGGUACUGCUGGAGCAUCAGGAAGUCCUCGUACCACAGAUAUCGGAUGGUGCGCUCGUUUCGUGGGCUGGAUUUGCUGCGCAUCUGUUCAGAACGCAGACGGUCACCAUGAGUCUGGCCGGUUCAUCCUUACCAGAAUUAGACUCAUCAUCAGCUGCUUCGCCCUCUGACCUAGACCCAGAUCCAGCAUUCUCAUACAAGUCCUAUGUGCUUCCAUUACAGUUGAAGGAGAAGGUAGCUGAUAUGAUAUCCCGUAGACUAAUGUUAGCAUUAAUUAACGCGAUUAGCCCCAAGUCAUUCUUCUUGCAGGAGGAAACACGCCUUUCCGAAACGACACAAAUCGCGAGCUACCAUUUCGCCAAGAGUCUAAUUUCUACUACCUCACAGGAUGCUCUGUGCCUGGAUCGUUCUUUCUCGCUUUGUACAGCUCCAGGGUGCAUGAGACAGUCAUGCGCGUUGAUUGAGAAAGAGGCGGAGGUGGAGGAGAUCUUCGUUGUGUCGUGCCGGCGUGAAGGGGCCGUUCAUCAAGCAUAUCUCCCUAUCGUCGCUGCCUCCAGGAGAGCAGCUACGUUACACUACUGCUGUAAUGACCGAGAGUUCACUACUGAAGUACUGAUCCAGAGCAUCGCAAAUGGCCCCUCAACCCGCAGCGCGUUGCGACCUAGUCCUUUAAGCAGGAUUGGAUCAUCCGUGCGGGAGACUGUUGGCUGCCUCAACUCCAACUUCACUCAGGGCACCGAGUGCCGAGUACCUUGA
Messenger RNA from Suillus bovinus, 996 nucleotides. RefSeq lists its product as uncharacterized. Bases 1 to 996 code for a protein of 331 amino acids. Lineage: Eukaryota; Fungi; Basidiomycota; Agaricomycetes; Boletales; Suillaceae. The record is from RefSeq and is a predicted model, not a curated record. The transcript is spliced from 10 exons.